Molecule: messenger RNA, 2673 nt
Organism: Phialemonium atrogriseum
Lineage: Eukaryota; Fungi; Ascomycota; Sordariomycetes; Cephalothecales; Cephalothecaceae
Product: putative calponin-like protein
Exons: 2
Coding region: 177-2288 (703 amino acids)
Biological process (GO): actin filament organization
Cellular component (GO): actin cytoskeleton
Molecular function (GO): actin filament binding
Source: RefSeq, a predicted model, not a curated record
AAAGUUGUUUAUGCAGGUACAGUACUCCGUACCUUCUGGAUUCCUCCUCCCUCCAUUAGCAACUACCACCGCGCCAUAGACAACUGAACUGAAAGCAACCUGUUUCCAUCUGCGCAGGGCAAGAUUCUUCGAUAACCGGCCAAACCGAAACACCGAGAGGGUUGAUUGAUCACGCCAUGGCGUCAGUCACUUCCCUGGACAAGGACUUGCGCAAGUUACGCCUUGACAAAUACACUCCCGCCGUCGCGAACGAAGCCAAAUCAUGGAUCGAAGGAAUAUUAGGGGAACGUCUACCGGGAGGCGAUUUCCUUGAAGGACUGAAGGAUGGGGUUGCCUUAUGCAAGCUGGUCAACCUCGCCGUCCCAUCCCCCGGCUUGAAAUACAAAAAGUCCGCCAUGCCAUUCGUCCAGAUGGAAAACAUCUCACUCUUCCUCCGCGCCUGCCGAUCCCCGCCGCUUAACCUUCAAGAGCACGACGUGUUCCUCACGGUCGACCUGUACGAGCAAAAAGACCCAACCCAAGUCCUCCAAUGUCUCGGCGCCUUCAGCCGCGCAGCCAACAGUAUCAAUCCGUCAGCCUUCCCGUCAGCCAUCGGGGGGCGUUCCGGCCGAGGCGGGGUCCUGAGCCCGCAGUCGACGGGACCAAGGACGCCGACUGCCUCGUCCAGCGACGCCUUUCGCGGGCGCGGAAUAUCAAACGCCAGCAACGCGUCAUCGGCCUACAGUAGAGCUACUCCGACCCUCGUUGCCUCCAAGACGGGCGAUUCCGGCUCCGGCCGCUGGAGCCCCACCAAGAGCCCCGGUCACAAUAGUUCGGGGUCGCCUGUAGGCACCAGCAGCUGGAGCACAAAGGCGCACGAAGGCGCCACGUCGCCGGCGUGGAAUAUUGCCCAGUACGGGUACAUGGGCGGCGCGAGCCAGGGGAACCUGGGCAUCUCGUUCGGCGGGAGGCGACAGAUCACUAGUGCCGGUCCGUACGUCCCGAACAUGGCCGACAAGGAGCGCAAGCGGAAAGAGGCCGCGGCCGAGGCGGAACAGCAGCGGCUGCAGAUGGAGGAGGAGGAACGACGGAGAAGGGCCGAGCUUGAGGCCGAGGAGGAGAGGGCGCGCUUGGAGGAAGAGCGGAGGUGGGAAGAAGAAGCACGACGGCUCAGGGAACAGGAGCGCCGGCAAGCGGAAGAGGAAAAGCGGAGGUGGGAAGAGGAGGAGCGUCAGUGGAAGCUUACGGAGGAGCGCCGGCACAAGGAGGAGCAAGAGGCGGAAGCCCGAUUAGAACAGGAGCGUCAGCGAUCUAGGAGUAAGAGCGACGCCCGUCUACGUGGGCAGUUCCUCAGCCAGUACAAGGCUGAGCAGGGGGCCCCAGCAAAGCGGACCGGAGACGACGGAGACUACAGCAGUCGUGUUAAAGAACUCGAAAAGGAACUCGAACAGGCACGGCAGCGCGAGGCCGAGUAUGAGCGCGAGAGACGGGAGCGUCCGCAGAGGAGAGAUCAAGCACCCGAUGACAAAAAGGCGAGAGCCCGCUCCCGCAGCCGCCCGGGGCGCCCGACUAGCCGACCACCUAGCCGGCCGCCUAGCCGACAAGACUCGUGGAGGCCAAAGGACGAACGAGAAUUUCUCAGCGCGCAAUGGGAUGAGGCUCAGAAUCAACGAGAGGCCGGAACAUCCGCCGCGCCGCCACCAGAAGCUCCGCCGCGAUCACCGAGGCCGUUGCCCAACCCGGCUGUGGUGGCUCCUCCGUCCCCGACCAAGGUUAGGACCCACAGGACAGGGGGCGACGGCCCGCCGAUCAUCCCGGUCAGGAAACACCACACCGGCUCACGCCCACUUCCGGACCCAGCGGCCUACGCAUCCACCCCGCCACCCCAGAAAGCGCCGACGCCGGCAUUACGUACAGACCGCUACCCCGCGCCGCAGGCGGCCGCGCCACCGCAGACGUACUCCCGCGAGCUUGACGGGACGGCGGAGCGCGACGCCGAGGACAACAGGCGAGUGGCGGCCCAGAAGCAGACAAAGGCGGGCGGCUUGGCGGGCAAGUCGCUGCUGGAGCGGGAGAUGGAGAUGGAGCGGCAGCGGCAGCGCGAGUGGGAGGAGGCGCAGAAGCAGACUGCCAAGGCGUCACGCCCGGGCGACGGCGUCGACGGCAUCGGCGGGGGCGUCGGCGGGAAGUGGGACGUCAGCCAGUGGUCCGGGUACGCGAGCGGCGAUAGCCAGAACAGGGGCGGGCAGGGGAUCGGCGCGGGGAGGAGACAGAUCGUCGGGCCGAGACCGCUACCGGGGACCAGAUGAUCGUUGAAUGGCGGGGAGGUGCGGGGAACCGUCCUGUUUUGUUUCUAUGAGAGCACUUGCAUGUGCGACUUAAGAUCCGGGGGGCAAACUGUACUAAUUGCUUGCACUGCCUAUGUCAGAGUGCGGUGAUGACUUCUGGGGUCAGCCAAUGAUUUCUUUACGACUUACUUAGAGAUACAUUAUCAAAUAAAUAUCGUGAGCUUUCCCAAGGUCAUCGAGCGUCUGGCCCAGGGGACUACCGCCCGUGACGGACAGAGACGGUUAGUAGGAUGAUGCUUGCCCCCUGGCCGGCGAGACGUCAAAUGAGGAAUAUCACUGUCGGCCAAUCCGCGAUCUGUGCCUGGGUUGUGGCGGCGUCGGCUGAUCGAUUGGAGGGAAGUAGGUG